Messenger RNA from Knipowitschia caucasica, 1902 nucleotides. The record is from the annotation of a GenBank genome assembly. NCBI's taxonomy places the organism in Eukaryota, Metazoa, Chordata, Actinopteri, Gobiiformes, Gobiidae.
AUGCGCAGUACAGGUUGCCGACUGCACAAUGGUUUUAGGUGCUGCCUGCGUUACGACAUGGUCGACAUGGCUGACCCGUCCAAGUCUGUCCCUGAGCGGACCUUUCAGUUCCAGAAGCAUCUUCCUCCGCUGCCUUUGCCCUGUUUACACCAGAGUCUACAGAAGUAUCUAGAAGCAGUAAAACCGUUUGCGUCAGAGGAGGAGUUACGGACCACUGUCCAAAUCGUGCAGGAAUUUGAAGAUGGUGUCGGCAAAGACUUGAACCUCAAACUACAGCAGCGAGCAAAGCAGAGGAGAAACUGGUUGGAGGAGUGGUGGUUGGACACGGCGUACCUGGAGGUGCGAGCUCCUUCUCAGCUCUAUGUGAACUUCGGAGGCCCCGCCCCCUACCUGGAGCACUGCUGGCCUCCGGCUGAAGGGAUAGAGUUGCAGAGAGCCAGCCUCUGCACCUGGCUCUCCCUGCAAUACUGGGAUAUGAUCCGAACUGAAAAACUUCCUCCACAAAAAGCGGGGAAAACUCCACUGGACAUGGACCAGUUCAGGAUGCUCUUCAACACCUGUAAAGUACCUGGCAUCACAAAGGACAGCAUUCAUAAUUAUUUCAAAACAGAGUCUGAGGGGGCGUGUCCAGUUCAUCUCGUCGUCUUGUGUCGGGGACGGAUUUUUAUGUUUGAUGCUGUUUAUGAUGGAAAAAUCCUGACGCCUCCUGAGCUGUUUAGACAGUUGAGCUCCGUGAAAGAGCAGUGUGAGAGCAGAGCACGGGGCGACGGGGUGUCUGCGCUCACAUCAGAGGAGAGGACUCGUUGGGCGAAGGCCCGGGAGCAUCUUGUCAAUCUGGACCCACGCAACAAGGACCAUCUGGAGGCUAUUCAAAGCUCCUUGUUUGUCAUUUCUUUGGACGAAACCAAGCCAUACUCCACACCAUACAACUACACAAAUAUGACAUUGGAGGCCAUGGUCGGUGAUCCCUCGAUUCGCUGGGGGGACAAGUCCUACAACUCCAUUGUGUAUUCAGAUGGCACUUUUGGAUCCAACUGUGAUCACGCGCCGUACGAUGCCAUGGUCCUUGUGUCUCUGUGCUGGUACAUGGACCAGCAGCUGCGAGCCACAGGUGGAGAAUGGAAGGGACCGGACACCGUAAGACCUCUGCCGUCUCCGGAAGAGCUGGUUUUCACUUUGGACAGUAAAGCGCUGAGCGACAUCAGCCACGCCAAGAAGCAGUAUCAGGAGACGACGCAGGAUCUACAGGUUGUGUGCUACGCCUUCACUGCGUUUGGAAAAUCCGCCAUCAAACAGAAGAAGCUGCAUCCUGAUACUUUCAUCCAGUUGGCGAUGCAGCUGACCUACUAUCGCCUUCACAACAAACCUGGCAGCUGUUAUGAGACGGCCAUGACGCGUAAGUUCUUCCACGGACGCACAGAGACCAUGCGGCCCUCCACCUCCGAGGCAAGGGACUGGUGUAAGGCCAUGCUGGACCCCCACUGUGACAUGAACACUCAGAGGAAACUGAUGCUCUCUGCAUUUGAUAAACACAACCAACUAAUGGCCGAAGCUCAAGAAGGAAAAGGUUUUGACAGACACCUCAUGGGCCUUUACCUCGUCGCAAAAGAAGAGGGACUUCCUGUUCCAGAUCUAUUUAAAGACCCGCUCUAUUCCAGAAGCGGAGGUGGGGGUAACUUUGUGCUAUCCUCCAGUCUGGUGGGCUACACUACCGUCCUGGGGGCAGUGGCUCCCAUGGUGCAUCAGGGAUAUGGAGUGUUUUAUCGCAUUAGAGACGACAGGCUGGUGUUUUCGGUGUCUGCGUGGAAAUCCUGCCGAGAGACUGAUGCUGCGGUGUUCUUUAACCUCCUGUCGAGUUCUCUGCACCAGAUGCUGCAUCUGUCCACAAGGGCCCAGCUGUGA